AUGGAUCUUGUCGCCGGUGUUCGCAAGGAAGGCAGCCGCGGCGGCCACGGCGACUUCAAAUGGUCUGACGUGAAAGACUCCUCGCACCGUGAAAACUACCUCGGUCAUUCUCUUAUGGCACCUGUUGGUCGAUGGCAACAGGGUAAAGAUUUACAAUGGUAUGCACGCGGGGAAGAUGAUGCCGAGGACGCAGCUAUGAAAGAGCGCGAGGAACGGCAGCGCGUCAAAGCAGCGGAGGAUGAGGCCAUGGCGCGAGCAUUGGGUCUUCCGCUGCCAUCUCAGAACGCGAACCUGACGCCUUUGGGUGGUGAUGAGAAUCCACCUGCGGCAAUUAACAGAGAUUCAACGGAGGGGAAGACAAGAGACCGGGACUCGAAAGAUAACCGAAGGCGAAGGCGCGAACGCACACGGAGUCCUAGGAGGGAUCGUGACGGGGAACGCAGCCACCACCGACGACAUGAUGAACGCGAUCAUCGAAGUCACCGCAGCCGUAGGCGUAGGUCGAGAUCGAGGUCGGCCGAUCGGGACAGGGAGCGCCAUAAAAGGUCACACCCAAGAUCGAGGAGUAGAGAAAGAAGCGACAGAGAUAGGCACGCCAGACGCCGCGAUGACCGACCGCGCAGACCCCGGGAAGAGGAUUCCCACCACUCACGACAUUAA
Aspergillus puulaauensis is the source of this 660-nucleotide messenger RNA. Its product is annotated as MMtag domain-containing protein. The record is from RefSeq and is a predicted model, not a curated record. The transcript is spliced from 3 exons. The coding region runs from base 1 to 660 and encodes 219 amino acids. Lineage: Eukaryota; Fungi; Ascomycota; Eurotiomycetes; Eurotiales; Aspergillaceae.